Salvia hispanica is the source of this 2797-nucleotide messenger RNA. Its product is annotated as Pentatricopeptide repeat (PPR) superfamily protein. Gene Ontology annotation, molecular function: protein binding. Lineage: Eukaryota; Viridiplantae; Streptophyta; Magnoliopsida; Lamiales; Lamiaceae. The record is from RefSeq and is a predicted model, not a curated record.
ACUCUCAAUGGCGGAAAAGCUAGCUCUCCCUCUUAUCCUCCCAAAUCCCCCUCCCUCUAAACCUCUCUUCCAAGACUUGCCUCCCUCAGCCGCCGCGCCUCCUCUCCCCCCUCCCAACUUAUCCCCUCUCUUCCACGAUUACCUUUCCCAACAAAGCCCCGCCACCACCUCCUCCCACGACCCCUUCUCCCUCCAGCGCCCACGCCAUCGCAUCGGCAAGCACCGCGACCCCAACAAGGGCAAGCCCUGGCUCAAUCGCCGCCUCUCUCCUCUAGGUGAGCGCACUCUCCACUCCCUCAUCAAUCCUCAAUUCAAUCCGGCCAAGCUCCACCAAGAGCUAUCCGCUUUGCUUAGGUAUAGAAUUGAAGACUCCGAAUUUUCUGAGGAUUAUAUAGAUGCUGUAUUUUCUGAUUUAUUGGGUAUAAUUAAGGGUUUGGGGUUUCAUAAAAAAUGCGACUUGGCUAUGAGUGUUUUCGAUUGGAUAAAGAAUCGUUCGGAUUCGCAGAAAUUGAUCAAUGGGUCUGUCGUAGCGGUGGUGAUUACUAUGUUGGGGAAGGAUGGCCGGAUUUCUGCUGCAGCUUCUCUGCUGCAUAAUUUGCAGAAAGAUGGAUAUGGGAUUGAUGUGUAUGCUUACACUUCCUUGAUUACUGUUUUUGCUAGAAAUGGGAGGUAUAGGGAGGCUGUAAUGGUGUUCAGGAAAAUGGAGGAGGAGGGUUGCAAGCCUACUUUGAUAACUUAUAAUGUGAUUUUGAAUGUUUUUGGCAAAAUGGGGAUGCCUUGGCACAAAAUCAUGGAGGUUUUUGAUGGUAUGAAGAGCUCAGGUGUCGUUCCUGAUGCUUACACGUACAACACCAUCAUAAGUUGUUGUAGGAGGGGAUCUUUGUAUGAAGAAGCUAAAGUGAUGUUUGAGGAGAUGAAAUCAGCUGGUUAUGUGCCCGAUAAGGUUACUUAUAAUGCUUUGUUGGAUGUUUAUGGGAAGUCGAGGAGGCCUGAGGAGGCGAAAGAAGUUUUGAGGGAGAUGGAGGUUAAUGAUUUCUCCCCGAGCAUAGUGACUUACAAUUCAUUGAUAUCUGCUUAUGCUAGGGACGGUUUGUUGGAGGAGGCGAUGGAGCUGAAAGAUAAGAUGAUGGAUAAGGGGAUCAAGCCGGAUGUGUUUACUUAUACUACAUUGUUGUCAGGCUUUGAGAAGGCUGGGAAGGAUGAUUCUGCGAUGAAGGUGUUUGAGGAGAUGCAAGCUGCAGGCUGCAAUCCAAACAUCUGCACUUUCAAUGCUCUGAUUAAGAUGUUUGGGAAUCGUGGCAAGUUUACGGAGAUGAUGAAGAUUUUUGAUGAUAUGAAGGCGUCUGGAUGCAAGGCUGAUGUUGUUACUUGGAACACUCUCUUGGCCGUAUUUGGGCAGAAUGGGAUGGACACGGAGGUAUCGGGAGUGUUCAAGGAAAUGAAGAAGUCGGGGUUUGUGGCUGAGAGAGACACGUUUAACACGUUGAUUAGUGCUUAUAGUAGGUGUGGAGCUUUUGACCAGGCAAUGGCUAUAUACAAGCUCAUGUUGAAGGCGGGGGUUGCCCCUGACCUAUCCACGUACAAUGCUGUUUUGGCAGCGUUGGCACGAGGGGGGCUGUGGGAGCAGUCAGAGAAAGUGUUUGCUGAGAUGAUGAACGGAAGGUGUAAACCUAACCAGAUGACCUAUAGCUCGUUGCUUCAUGCGUAUGCUAAUGGGAAGAAAGUCGAGAAGAUACACGAUCUUGCUAGAGAUAUAUAUGAUGGUGCAAUCGAACCACAUCCUGUGUUGCUGAAAACCCUUGUUCUGGUCUACAGCAAGAGUGAUCUCGUACAUGAAACAGAGCAAGCCUUCCUCGAGCUGAGGAGGAAAGGCUUCUCCCCCGACGUGCCUACCCUAAAUGCUAUGGUUUCAAUAUAUGGUCGGAGGCAGUUGCUCGACAAGGCCAAUGAGAUCCUGAACUUCAUGAAGGAGAACGGGAUCACACCUAGUCUAACAACAUACAAUAGCUUGAUGUACAUGCACAGCCGGUCUGGGAACUUUGAGAAAGCUGAGGAGAUACUGAGGUAUCUGGUGUCGAAAGGGGUGAAGCUCGAUAUCAUCUCGUACAAUACUGUGAUCUACGGCUACUGCAGGAAUGGCCGAAUGAAAGAUGCAUCGAGGAUAUUCGAGGAGAUGACUGCAUCCGGGGUUGCCCCAGAUGUCAUCACAUACAAUACCUUCGUUGCUAGCUAUGCUGCAGAAGCGAUGUUUGUGGAGGCCAUUAGUGUGAUCCGGUAUAUGAUCAAGCACGGCUGCAGGCCGAACGAGAGCACGUAUAACUCCAUUGUGGAUUGGUACUGUAAGCUGAACAGGAGCGAGGAAGCCAUGAUGUUUGUGACUAAUAUUCGCCAACUGAAUCCUCUGGUAUCAAAGGAUGAGGAAACCAGGUUAUUGCAGAGGCUGACAACGAGAUGAGAGGGUUGCAUCCCGUCUCUACCAUGAAACGAGCCUCUCCAUGUGUGGUGGGCGUCGCCAGAGAUAGGUCGGAGUUGGGUGUUGCCAGAAGGACAGAUAUAUGUGUGGAGGUAAUGCCAAAUUUAGCAGAUAUAGAUGUGUAUCACUGUUCCAUUGCAAAACUACUUUGAUUUGCAUUGUGAUAGGAGUACUACAUAGGUGAUGGAUUAGUUAUGUAUAUAUAUGCAUAUAGUAAAGUUUUACAAACUAAAUUUAGUUGCUAAAUAUUGCUUAAUUUUGUUAUUGUAUUUCUCUAAUUAUAUGCGUGUGAUGCUAAUAUAAAUGAAAGGGGUUUUAUGAGUU